GCCCUUUACACGGAAGCUUGGGGCGUCAGGUCCUGUCUUUCUUUCGUUUCCGGCAGUGGGCGACACUGGGAGGACCUGCUCCCCUUGGACAGGAGGCCGAGUUCCCACUAGAGGGUACGCGGACAGAUUGAAGUCAUGGCCAUUCUUUUUGCUGUUGUUGCCAGGGGAACCACUAUCCUUGCCAAACAUGCUUGGUGUGGAGGAAACUUCCUGGAGGUGACAGAGCAGAUUCUGGCUAAGAUACCUUCUGAAAAUAAUAAACUAACUUACUCACAUGGCAAUUACUUGUUUCAUUAUAUCUGCCAAGACAGGAUUGUGUAUCUUUGUAUCACUGAUGAUGAUUUUGAGCGUUCUCGAGCCUUCAGUUUUCUUAAUGAAGUAAAGAAGAGGUUCCAGACUACUUAUGGUUCCAGAGCACAGACUGCACUUCCAUAUGCUAUGAAUAGUGAGUUCUCGAGUGUUUUGGCUGCACAGCUGAAGCAUCACUCCGAAAAUAAAGGGCAAGACAGAGUGAUGGAGACUCAAGCACAAGUGGAUGAACUAAAAGGAAUCAUGGUCAGAAACAUAGAUUUGGUUGCUCAACGUGGAGAAAGAUUGGAAUUACUGAUAGAUAAAACAGAAAACCUUGUGGAUUCAUCUGUAACUUUCAAAACUACCAGCAGAAAUCUUGCUCGGGCCAUGUGUAUGAAGAAUAUCAAGCUUACUGUCAUCAUCAUCAUCGUAUCGAUUGUGUUCAUCUAUAUCAUUGUGUCACCUCUCUGUGGUGGGUUUACAUGGCCAAGCUGUGUAAAGAAAUAAAAAGGAAAACAUUACCAUUAACCAAGGAUAUAAGAGUGAAAGGAAAGAAAGGCAAUCCAUGUGACUCAGGCUUUUCACUAUUUUCAGAAAUUAUCUGCCAAUUUCUUUAAUCUUCUUUUUGCUUUUUCUUGUUUAAUAGUAUUAUAUGCCUCUAGAUUUAUCUUUGUCCUCUCAUAUUGUUUAACAAACUUUACUUUGAACCAUUAUUUACAUGAAUAUCUUUGAAAUGUUGUUUGUUUCUUUUGUUUGUUAAGUAUAAACUUCUACUUAGAAAGACAUUUUUGUUUUUAACACACAAAGCUUUUGCCAAGGUGGAAACCACCAAUCUUAGAAUCUGUCUGCUAAAACUCUCUAGGAAUUUUCUAUACUGACACAAAAUUAUUGGGAGAUUGAUUGUAUUGCUAACAUAUCAUUUUAGUCUCUUUUGUUAUGGGAGAGUUUUUGGUGCUUCAAAAUAAUAUAGAUAAUUUGGGGAAUUGUAAUGAAUUGUUGGUGCUGCUUAUAUCCAGGAGCCCAUACAAAUGAUGUACUUAGUGUUUUUAUUUUAAUAAGGUGGGAAACAUUUUGCUAUCCCAUUAGAAGCACAAGAAUUAUCUUUGUCCUCCCAGCAUUUACUUUGUUAAAUAAAGUUUAGUGCAUUAUUUAUCCAUACUGCAGAUAUUUUAAUAUGUUCUGCUUCUCCAUUGCAAAGUCAAAUUGAGAAAAUGAAUUAAAUAAGUUGAGAAUUAUGGGCUUUACACAUUAUUUUUCUUCUGUGCAUAAUUAGGACAAACAUUUUUAAUAAAAUUCAUAACAGAGGAAAGGGGAGGCAAAUAUUUCUAAGUCAUCAAAGAAAAAGAAGGGAACCACAAUAAAAGUGCAGGCAUUUUAGCCUCACAAAAUGCAGUCAUGUGGUAAGUUUUUUUCCAUUCUGGGAAAAGCCCAAAAUGAAUACAGUCAGAAGUUAACUCCAGGAUUUGGAUUUAACUUCUGUUGAAUAAUAGUUUGAUCUUUCUUUGUGGUUUAACAAAUUCUUUAAUCUAAUUUUGAAUAAUUGUAAAGCUGAAAGAGAAUAAACAGUAUAAUGAUAUAGUACAAAAUAUCUUAAUAUAAAUUUAUUAUAGAAUAAGAAAAUCUGAAUGUUAUGCUUCUUCAUCUACUCUGGCAUCAGUAAUUUAGUAGUUGGUGUCUAUCUGAAAUCAAAACAUUUUUGCCCUAGAUGUAAUUGCAUUUAUUUAUCCAUAGGUGAAAUUAAAUAGAAGUGAUAUUACAUUUUACUCUUUUCUCAAUGAAACAAUAAACUAGUGUUUUGGACUCAGCCAACUGUUUAGCCUAGUCAUGUGCCUUGAAUAUGUAUGUGUCCUAUAAUCAGACUCUUUGUACCUCUUCUUCUAUGUUCAUGCUACCUGUUUGAUUUAUUUGAUGCACCUAAUGCACAUAGGAAAUCUUUGGUUCAUCAUGUAUAACACAAUUUUUUGCGGACAUUUUUAUGAGCACUAAUUCAUAGUAAUUAUAUAAUUAUUUCCUAUUAGGAAAUACAUUCAUUCUCCAAAAAAAUUGACAUUCCCAAGUAAUAACUUAAAGGCUUAAAAUUUAUUUCCUUUUCUUAUACACACUAGAAUAAAAUUAAUGUGCAUGUUAUAGGGAUUAAUUACUUAAGUGUUCCUUGGUCUAUUUAUGUAUAAGAAUGCUUUUUACGGCACAUUUUUCAUUGUAAAUGAUGCACAAAUUGAAAACAUUAAUAAAAGUUAAUACAUUGA
Messenger RNA from Arvicola amphibius (Eurasian water vole), 2537 nucleotides. It is a transcript of the gene Vamp7, whose product is annotated as vesicle associated membrane protein 7. Gene Ontology annotation, biological process: vesicle fusion; exocytosis. The record is from RefSeq and is a predicted model, not a curated record. The transcript has 8 exons. NCBI's taxonomy places the organism in Eukaryota, Metazoa, Chordata, Mammalia, Rodentia, Cricetidae. Gene Ontology annotation, cellular component: membrane; SNARE complex. Gene Ontology annotation, molecular function: SNARE binding; SNAP receptor activity. The coding region runs from base 136 to 798 and encodes 220 amino acids.